AUGAAUGCUCAGAAAGUGAGAAACACGAGAUUCUCCCUGAAAAAUCCUCCCAGGAAUUUACUAUUCCAUAAGAUUAAGCCAACAUUGGCUAUAAGAAGAGAUAGAGUUAUCCCAGCUCAACAGAAAGGGUCUCAAAAGGUAGUCCCUUUGGUAGCAGGUGAAACACGCAGAAUAUCGUUGAAGCAAGGACAUGAGAAGAAUAUUAAUAUUAAAAUUGCACAAAAGGUAGCCAAAAGUAUUGGUGAAUCCAAAGAAUUUGAUAGGUUCAGCCAAUUCCAACGACAUAAGAAGAGACUCUCUCAACGCCCAAGAUCUAAUGACUGAUCAGAUGACUCCUAUCUCCUCAGCGACCCCGAAGUAACAGACCUAUUUAUAAAAAUGAGGGAGAAAUUGAGGUUUAGCAGGUACAAAAACGGUCGUUUUUUCUCUCCUCAAAAGCUGCUCCAAAAAUGCCUUGAAAUAGACGUCACCAGACCCAAAUACUGAACUAGGCUGCAAUUCUCUGACCAAAGGAAGGCACUAAACUUACCAAAUAUUAUCCAAUAA
Molecule: messenger RNA, 546 nt
Organism: Moneuplotes crassus
Lineage: Eukaryota; Ciliophora; Spirotrichea; Euplotida; Euplotidae
Source: the annotation of a GenBank genome assembly